CACAGUGGCUACAAGCUCUGCCCUGAUGCUUUGCCUCUGUGCCAGGAGGCAGUGUGGGACCUGUCAUGUUUAGCCGUCAUGGAUGUAGCCUUUGUCACUUGGAAAUCGGGACUUUGAGUCUCUUAAGUCUUAAAAUUCUGAACCCUGGUGCAGUUUUAAAAGUACCUACAUUGUGCUGAUUGUAUUCUGAAAAGAAUAUGAGAUUCUGCAGAAAUUCUUAUCUUUUAGAAGAGGAACAUACAUCUAAGCUCUGAGGACAGCUCUUGUUCUAAACCAUCCUUCAGAUACCCAGCUGUCUGAUUUAUUCUCAAGGGAGAAGAAUUAUGGACUACUGUGGGAAGUAUGCAGCUGUCACUUUGGCCAUUUUGUCUGUAUUUCUGCAUCUUCUCCAUUCUUUCCCAGAUGGAGAGUUCCUCAUGCAGGGUUGUCCAGAGUGCAAGCUAGGGGAGAACAGAUUCUUCUCAAAACCAGGAGCACCCAUUUACCAGUGCACUGGAUGUUGUUUCUCACGGGCUUAUCCCACUCCAAUGAGGUCAAAGAAGACAAUGCUGGUACCAAAGAACAUCACGUCAGAAGCGACGUGCUGUGUAGCGAAGGCUUUUACCAAGAUUACGCUUAAGGACAAUGUGAAGAUAGAGAACCAUACAGAUUGUCACUGCAGUACCUGCUACUAUCAUAAAUCCUAAAGUCGGCCCCUUUGUUAAUGAUUGAGGAUAAUGGUGAAUGGCAUAUAUGUUUUUCAGCGUCUGUAGCCCUACUAUGUACAACUUUUACGUUUUCUGGUCAAGACAUUGAGUAGAUGUUCCAGUAAGAUGGAUGGCUGUUUUGUUUUCUCUCUGCUUCUUCAUGCAUUCAAGUAAGCGUAGUUAUUUCCAUUAGGGAUAAAAUACAGCACAUGCAUGACAACCAAAGGCUUGAUUUAUUUUUUAAAUAAACUGUCAGUUAAAUCAUCAAUGUUUCUUGAGGAAAAAUGAUGAUUUAAUAGCUUAAAACAAGAAGAAAAGAUUAUGCUG
Nothoprocta perdicaria is the source of this 1013-nucleotide messenger RNA. It is a transcript of the gene CGA, whose product is annotated as glycoprotein hormones, alpha polypeptide. Gene Ontology annotation, biological process: thyroid hormone generation; positive regulation of steroid biosynthetic process. Gene Ontology annotation, cellular component: extracellular region; follicle-stimulating hormone complex. Gene Ontology annotation, molecular function: follicle-stimulating hormone activity. The record is from RefSeq and is a predicted model, not a curated record. Lineage: Eukaryota; Metazoa; Chordata; Aves; Tinamiformes; Tinamidae. The transcript has 5 exons. Bases 324 to 686 code for a protein of 120 amino acids.